Molecule: messenger RNA, 318 nt
Organism: Abrus precatorius (Indian licorice)
Lineage: Eukaryota; Viridiplantae; Streptophyta; Magnoliopsida; Fabales; Fabaceae
Exons: 2
Coding region: 1-318 (105 amino acids)
Source: RefSeq, a predicted model, not a curated record
AUGGGAAAUUGUGGUAGCAACCCAAAGACCGAUGAGGGUCCUGAGCCAGUGCCUGAGAAUGUGACCGAAGAGGUCAAGGUUGAGCAAAAGGAGAUCGAAACAAAUGUUGAGACCAUGACAGAGGAAACCCCCAAGGACUCAGCUGAUAACAAAUCUCUUGGCACCUUGCUCAAUGAGAAAGUAGAAGAGGCACAAAAGACAGAGCAAAUAAAGGUUGAGGAAGUAAAGGCCGAAUCCAAGCCAGAAGAACCUAAGACUGAGGAGGUAAAGGUUCAAGGAGAAAAGCCCCAAACAGAAGAAGCAAAGAUUGAGGCCUAA